AUGGGCGAUGGAAUGUGCUACAGCUUUGCAAUGAGACGUCUGUGGGUCUGUGUCUUGCUUGUGAGCAUCACCUGCCGUCCAAGCCUCUCCCAGGAUGUAACUGGAACUCCCAAAGAGGCAGAAUUAAAUGACAAUAUUACCAUCUUCACACGCAUCCUGGACGGACUGCUGGAUGGCUAUGACAACAGACUCCGCCCUGGACUAGGAGAGAAGGUGACAGAGAUCAAGACCAACAUCUUUGUCACAAGCUUUGGUCCAGUCUCUGACACUGAAAUGGAAUACACUAUUGACGUGUUCUUCCGUCAAAGCUGGAAAGAUGAAAGACUUUGCUUCAAAGGCCCAAUGGAGAUGCUUCCCCUGAAUAAUCUCCUGGCCAGUAACAUCUGGACUCCCGACACCUUCUUCCUCAACGGGAAGAAAUCCAUCGCACAUAAUAUGACCACACCUAACAAGCUACUGCGGCUGAAAGAUGAUGGGACACUGCUCUACACCAUGAGACUGACUAUAUCAGCAGAAUGCCCCAUGCAACUGGAGGAUUUCCCGAUGGACGCCCAUGCUUGUCCCCUUAAAUUUGGAAGCUAUGCGUAUCCAGUCUCGGAGGUGGUGUACACGUGGACGCAGGAAGCAGCCAAGUCAGUGGUGGUGGCAGAGGAAGGCUCCCGGCUCAACCAGUACCAUCUGAUUGGUCAGACUGCAGGGACUGAGGACAUCUACACCAGUCGAGGUCAAUACACCGUGAUGAUGGCUCACUUUUACCUGAAGAGGAAGAUCGGCUACUUUGUCAUCCAGACCUACAUGCCUUGCUUCAUGACUGUAAUCCUGUCACAGGUUUCCUUUUGGCUCAACCGGGAGUCUGUGCCAGCACGGACUGUCUUUGGUGUGACCACAGUGCUCACCAUGACCACUCUCAGCAUCAGCGCUCGAAACUCGCUGCCUAAAGUGGCUUACGCUACUGCCAUGGACUGGUUCAUAGCAGUGUGUUACGCCUUUGUCUUCUCCGCACUCAUUGAGUUUGCCACAGUUAACUACUUCACCAAGAGGAGCUGGGCCUGGGAUGGAAAAAAGGCAAUGGAGGCCCAACAGCCCAAGAAGAAAGACCCUUUGGCUCUGUCUAAAAAGCCCAACAACACCUGUUCGGCCGGUGUGAAUUAUACAACCAACCUUACGAAGGACACAUCCAUCUCUACCAUUUCAAAUAGCACAGCUGUUCAGCUCAAACCCUCUGAAACCAAGGCCCCGGACCCCAAAAAGACUUACAACAGCGUGAGCAAGAUUGACAAGAUGUCCAGAAUAGUGUUCCCGGUGCUGUUUGGGACCUUCAACCUGGUGUACUGGGCCACGUAUCUCAAUAGGGAAGCAGUGAUCAAAGGAGCAGUUUAAGCUCUGCGAUCAGGAUCAUUCAUCGUCCUGACAACCAAUUCAGGUCAUCAUAACUGGAUCGCAAUACUAAUCAAUGCCACUUAGUCCUUGUAUCAUAGAUGUGUGUGUUUUUUUAGGUCAUUGGAUAACAUUGCAUGUCUGUCGCUUCAGGAAAACGUUGCCUUGAGUUUGUACAUGUACGAUAUACGACUUUUCCUAACAGACAGUUUCUCAUUUGAAAUCUCCAGUCACUGAUUAGUUUCUGCCAAAUUCAGAUGUUUCACAAUGUUAGCAUUUGGUAUUUAUAUUUUCUCCUUGCGUCUACAGUAGAUGAUGGUACAGCAAGGCCAAAUGCUAUGCAAAACAAAAUUUUUACCGUGUCAUUACUCGAAAGCAGCUUUGACUUUUGUGACUCUUACUUUGUACAAAUGGGCUGGAGGUCCAGGUAUGUGAGGCUGGGCCCAGGCCCAUGGGACUUUGCUUCCUUGUUGAAAGCAGAUGAAUAGCCAUGCUAAAUGUGUUGCCUUCAGAGUGUGAUAGCUCAUUAUGAAUGCACUGAAAUUCCUGUUACUUCUUCAGAAGCCAGAUUUAAAACUUUCAUUAAAUCAUGUUGUGUUUCUUUUUUGCUGCUUUUCUCACAGUUUUGAAUGGCCAGUUUUUUCAUAAAUGUAAUUUUCAAACGGGGACAGAUUUCAAGCUAAAGUGAUACAGUGGCAGCUUCUGUUUCCAGGUCCCCAUGUUGAGAAUCCUGUAUGUGUGUACGUAUGGUCGUAGUUUAAGAAACAUGUAUAUAUGCCCUGCUUUUAAAAAAGAAGUACCACUUAAGCCAGUAAGGUUAGCUUCUAUGUUAUGCGUAUACAGCAACACAGUGUUGCUCUAGUCUAGUGCUGCAUUGACUGGAUAUUGAGAAAUGAGCAGAAUAGCUUGAGCUUUAGCAAUGUUGACAGAAUAUACAAUGCUUUUUCAAAACAUUUUGUUUUUUAGAUCAGUUUCUCGUUUCUAUAAGCUUUGAUGAUAACUCGCAAAUAUUCUUGAUCAAUAUUUGGAUGCUUUGAGCAGGAUCACUUUUUGUCAUAAUUUAGAGUAACUGCUGUAGUUAGGAGACUGACUUGAGACAGAAAGUCACAAUGACCAGGUUAUUCCAUUUUUACCAAUAUCGUUUUUAAAUCACAAUGUUACUUUUUAGGGCAAGUUGUCAUUAAAUGAGUGUUAAAUUAAAGGAAUAAUUUGACAUAUUGGGAAAUUCGCUUUUUCUUUUUCUUGCCAAGAGUCAGAUGACAAGAUUGAGGCCACUCUCAUGUGUCUACACAGCAAAUAUGAAGCUACUACCAGAAACGGAUUAGCUUAGCUCUUAGCACAAGACUGAACACAGAUAAUUCACUUAAAGGAAUUCACUUAAAGGAAUUUUUUUUUUUUUUUUUUAUCUUAUUUGCUUCUUUGUCGAGAUUUAAAUUAUUCUGUACCCUCAAUAUGAAGCUACAGCCAGACGCCAGUUAGCUUAGC
Messenger RNA from Sander lucioperca (pikeperch), 2862 nucleotides. It is a transcript of the gene gabra5, whose product is annotated as gamma-aminobutyric acid type A receptor subunit alpha5. The coding region runs from base 1 to 1380 and encodes 459 amino acids. Gene Ontology annotation, molecular function: GABA-A receptor activity; benzodiazepine receptor activity; GABA-gated chloride ion channel activity. The transcript has 9 exons. Gene Ontology annotation, cellular component: postsynapse; GABA-A receptor complex; neuron projection. Gene Ontology annotation, biological process: synaptic transmission, GABAergic; nervous system process; regulation of postsynaptic membrane potential. Lineage: Eukaryota; Metazoa; Chordata; Actinopteri; Perciformes; Percidae. The record is from RefSeq and is a predicted model, not a curated record.